Messenger RNA from Chlorella variabilis, 1119 nucleotides. RefSeq lists its product as hypothetical. The record is from RefSeq and is a predicted model, not a curated record. Bases 1 to 1119 code for a protein of 372 amino acids. The transcript is spliced from 6 exons. Lineage: Eukaryota; Viridiplantae; Chlorophyta; Trebouxiophyceae; Chlorellales; Chlorellaceae.
AUGUCACGCGGCCUGCUGGGGGCGGGGGCGGGUGCAGCGGGCGCCACCCUCUACCUGAAGCCGGAGAUUGUUCAGGACUAUGUCAAGGAGCUCGUUUUCGGGCCGCGGCCCAGCGCCGGCGCCCUGACGGACGGGGUGGGCAAGGAGCUGGAGCACCUGCAGCGCCUGGUGGAAGACCUGUCCCGCCAGGUGGCGGCCACCAGCAAGCAGCCGGGCGUGACGGUGGUGCACACGGGCGCCGACCGCGGCGGCAGCUACAUCCUGUACGGCUCCGCGGCGGCGGGGCUGGGCGUAGUGCUGUACUUCCGUGUACUGCGGGGCUGGACCUUUGGCGACAUGCUGUAUGCCACGCGCCGAGGCCUGCGCGACGGCCUCAACCAGGUCUCCGCAGGGCUUGAGCAGCUGGGGGCCAAGGUGCAGGAGGUCAAGGCCAGGCUGCAGGAGCGGAUCGCACACGUGGUGCGCAAGCAGGAGGAGAUGCUGGCGGUGCAGGCGGAGAUGCAGGCGGCGCUGACGGGGGUGGGGCGCGACGUGGAGCACACGCGCGGCCAAGUGGGGCAGAUCCACGCUGUGGUCAUGGACCUGGAGGCCAGCAUGGCUGAGGUGGGGGUCAACCAGCGGCACGCCAACCACGGCAUCUAUGUCCUCUGCAAGGCAGUCAGCGAGCUCAUGGUGGGCUCCAACAUCCCUUCCAAGACAGAGCUUAUUGAGUACACGCAGCAGCACCCGGUGUGGGCGGCAGGCGGCGAGCGGGUGCAGGGGUUGGAGAGCCUGCUGCCUGCAGGCGGCGGCGGCGGCGCCGGCGCCGGCCUGCGCCGCGUCUCCUCCUCUGCAGCCCGCGGCCGCGACGAGAACGCCAGCCCCGAGCGCCGCAGCCCCUUCCUGCUGGCCCGCGCGGCCGCCGGCAGCUCGCCCGCCCUGGCCGACGAGGCGCCGCCGCCUCGCAAGGCGCUGUCCGAGGGCUCUGGCAUGCAGGGGUCGCAGGUGCUGCUGAGCCCCAUGGCCCCGACGGACGGCAGCGGCGCCACCUACCAGGCGCCAUACACGGUACCGGUGGCUUACCCAACCAGCGUGUCGGUGGGCGGCGCCGGCAGCUCCCCCGGCAGCAUGUACUGGUGA